CCCGCCCGGGGCGGCCGACGGACGGGAGACCUGCCCGUCGGCUGGCGCGGCCGGGCACCGGGCCCGGUUGGGUGGCCCCCGCUUUCCCCUCCCUUCUCCGGUCCCCGCUUCUCCGUGCUCCGCCUCUGCGGGCAGUGCGCAUGCAUGAGGCGGCCACCCAGCCCCUGACUCACCCCCUCUUCUCCCAUCAGCUCCCGGAAGGUAUUCCCCGCCGUCAGCGAGGGGGUAAAGAAAAGGCACUCACCAUGAAUCGUUUGGGGAAGAAAGGGAAUGAGACCCUCAUCGAGAUGGCUCUGUCGGCGGAUGAUGACAUUACAGUUCUCACCACGGCAGCAGAGUCAGAAGGGGAAGAAUGCAAUGGACCUUUAUGUGAAACUGUUUCAACUGCAGGAUCAGAAGCCCCUAGCAGCUCAGAGAUUGAUAAAAGACAUCAAAGCAAAGAUUCUAUUUUCUUCAGAGAUGGUGUCAGGAGGAUUGAUUUUGUUCUCUCCUAUGUGGAUGAUCUUAAUAAGGAAUGGGAAAAAAAGUUGGAAAGAAGAAAAGAAUUUGAGAGCAAUCUGGAAAAGGCUGGUUUGGAACUAGAAAGAGAAGACAAGAAGGAGUCUGAAGAUGGCAAGAUUUAUUUUGUGAAGAUCCAUGCCCCGUGGGAGGUUCUGAUCACCUAUGCAGAAGUGCUGAACAUCAAAGUUCCCAUCAAAGAGAAUGACAUUCCCUCAGUGGGAAUGGAGAACCCCCUGGACUGUAUGCUCAGACCACUCAGGCUUCCUGAGAAGGUGAUGCACCCUGAACCUGACUACUUCACGGCACCGUUCAGCAAGGACAAGCAAGAGCUGUACCUCAUUAACGAUGAGAGCACUUUCUUCUCACCAUCCAUGAGAAACAGGAUAGUUAAUUAUAUUCUUACACGGUGCCCUUACGGAACAGAAGAAGGGAAGAAAAAAUUUGGCAUUAAGAGACUGAUAAAUAAUGGCACCUAUUCAGCUGCAUAUCCUCUUCAUGAUUGCCAGUACUGGAAAAAGGCAAAUGAUCCAAACUGUGACAACGAGAGGUACACACUCUACAUGGAGUGGGCCCGUUUCUUGCGGUUCUACAAAGAACAGCCUUUGGACCUCAUCAGGAAAUACUAUGGUGAGAAGAUUGGAAUCUAUUUUGCCUGGCUAGGAUUUUACACUGAGAUGUUAUUCCUUGCAGCAGUUGUUGGCUUAAUCUGUUUUCUUUAUGGCUUGUUUACAAUGGAUGAAAAUAUGAGCAGCAAAGAAAUCUGUGACCCUGCAAUUGGAGGAGAGAUCAUCAUGUGUCCUCUUUGUGACCGAGAGUGCGAGUAUUGGAGGCUAAACACCACCUGUGAGUCCUCAGAGUAUUCCCAUUUAUUUGACAACGUGGCAACUCUCUUCUUUGCCAUUUUCAUGGGGAUAUGGGUUACACUUUUCUUGGAGUUCUGGAAGAGGCGGCAAGCCAGACUGAAAUAUGAGUGGGAUUUGGUUGAUUUUGAAGAGGAACAGCAGCAACUCCAGCUGAGGCCUGAGUACGAGGCAAAAUGUACCCAAAAGAAGAAGAACCCUGUAACUCAGGAGAUGGAGCCUUAUUUGCCUGUAACUAGCCAAGCUGUGCGGUUCUGCAUCUCAGGAACUACAGUGUUGUUCUGGGUGUCCCUGAUCAUAGCGAGCAUGAUCGCCGUCAUCGUAUAUCGCCUGGCGGUGUACGCUGCCUUUGCCAGUCUGAUGGAGAACACACAGACCCUGCAGCCCAUCAGCGGGCUGCUGACCCCCCAGCUGGCAACUUCAGUCACAGCCUCCUGCCUCAACUUUGUCAUCAUCAUGAUACUGAACUUCUUGUAUGAGAAAAUUGCCAUCUGGAUUACUGACAUGGAGAUUCCCAGAACUCACAUGGAGUAUGAGAACAGGCUCACUAUGAAAAUGUUUCUGUUCCAGUUUGUCAACUACUAUUCAUCCUGCUUCUAUGUGGCCUUCUUCAAAGGGAAGUUUGUUGGUUAUCCAGGUGCCUACACAUACAUGUUUAAUCGCUGGCGAAAUGAAGAGUGUGAUCCUGCAGGCUGUUUGAUAGAACUCACGACCCAGCUCACCAUAGUCAUGGCUGGCAAACAGAUCUGGGGGAAUAUCCAAGAGGCCAUUGUACCCUGGAUUUGUAACUGGUGGGGACGCCGGAAAGCCAGAAACAAUCCAGAGAAUUUAUACAGUCGCUGGGAGCAAGACCAUGAUCUGCAGACAUUUGGAGCCUUAGGCCUGUUCUAUGAAUAUCUAGAAAUGGUCAUUCAGUUUGGAUUCAUUACUCUGUUUGUGGCAUCCUUUCCCCUGGCUCCCCUUCUUGCUCUGAUGAAUAACAUCCUGGAGAUUCGAGUAGACUCCUGGAAGUUAACCACUCAGUACAGGAGGCCUGUGGCUGCGAAAGCACACAGCAUAGGCGUUUGGCAGGAGAUCCUGAACGGCAUGGCCAUCCUGUCUGUUGUCACUAAUGCUUUUAUUGUUGCAUUCACCUCAGAUAUGAUCCCUCGUUUAGUUUACUACUAUGCUUAUUCUGAAAAUGAAGACUCACCUAUGUCUGGAUACAUAAACAAUAGUUUGUCAGUGUUUCAAAUCUCAGAUUUUCCUGACAGAAAUAAGCCUAAAGUGAAUACAGAAAACCUUGUCAUAUGCAGGUACAGGGACUAUCGAUACCCUCCGGAUCAUGAGAGAAAAUAUUUACACACUAUGCAGUUCUGGCACAUUCUUGCUGCAAAACUGGCCUUUAUAAUUAUUAUGGAGCAUGUUGUAUUCAUCGUCAAAUUCUUUGUGGCAUGGAUGAUUCCUGAUGUCCCUGCAGACGUGAAAGCCAAAAUAAAACGUGAAAAAUACUUAACACAGAAAAUCCUACAUGAGUAUGAACUUGAGAAACUGAAGGAGAGACUGUGCCAAGGCGACAAACGAGCCACGGAGAAGGAGUUCAUCGCCACAGAAGGGAGAAUGGAGUUGUCCAGGGCGAUGUAGCUGAAAAAACAACUGUUUGGGAUUUAGCUCAUUUUAGCUUUUUUUAUCUGUGAUUUGCUCAGUAUGCAUCAUCUUGAAAGCUAUAGGACAGUUUCAUCCUUUUGCUUUCAGUCCAAAGAUUUCAGACUUUAAAGCCUUACUGAGCAUUCUCAGUUGAGUAAAUCUACUUAACUGUAUGACUUCAGUACUGUUUUCUAUUUACUCUUCACUUUGAAUAAUAAGUGUACUCCUAGAAUUUGGAUUCCCAGUAUAGGGAAUGUUACCCACAAAGGGCUCACAGGAUAUGAUAAGAUCAUGAUAAGCUCAUUAAAACCAAGCACUUCCCCUGAUGUUAAGUGCAAAGUUCCAGGCUGUAUCCCAGCUGAAUGAAAAGGGUAUCAUGGAGGACUCCUGCUGUAGAAAAUGCUGAGAAAUGGUAUGUUUUAUGACAAGAUCAUUUAAAUGGGAGAACACUCCUCAUACAAGGGGUAGGGUUUGGGGCUUUUUUUGUAUCUGCUAUGUCUUAUGAAAGAUUUGUUUUCAACUAUGAACUUCUAUACACUUUUUAGAAUGAAUUGAUUUUUAACGAGACAUUGGCUUAAUUCCACUUGGAAUUAUUUCUAGGCACAGAAUUCAGUUAAUACAAACCAAUGAAGAGAAAAGAAUCCCCUAGAAUUUAUUUUCCUAAAGGUAAUCUGCCAAAGAGCUUUCUCUUUAAAUGCAAAUAUUAUGGAAUCAUCCAAUUACAGUGUUAUUUGAAAAGGUGUGUACAGUUUGGAGAAGUACAAGCUGAUUUAUUGCUCAGUCUCCAAAACUGCCGUUGGAAGAUGAUGCUUGACGUUAGUUUUGGCCAGAGCUGCUCCUCUCUUUGGGUCCUUUGUUUGGUUUCUCUGUGAAUGCCAAGCAAAGGCUGACACCAUGUGUCUGUGCUUGAUGCCGUGGAGCAGGGCUGCACAGAGUGAUCUCGUGGGAUCACUCUGGUUUGUACCUGGGUUUGUGUUCACAAGGCUCUUAAGCAUGCCAAAUAAUUGAUGUUUACGUUGUUAUUGUCUGUAUACAUGGGAGCUUGGGCAUUGGGUUUGCUUUGGUUUGGGGCUUUGUUUUUAAUCUUUAAAAAGGAAGGAUUUUUUCUGUUUUUUUCAGGGGGCUUUUCUACAAAGUUAUGGAUUUAUAAAUGCACAAUAACUACUUGUGGAUGAAUGUGCCCUCCUUUUAUAUUUUGAAGCAGUUAGGCAUCUUUAUGAUUUUGCUGUAUAUUUAAAACAUAUCAACACUUCCAUGCUCAGUGCCUUGUUCAUUUGCAUUUGGCAAAAGAUGUGAAAAUGCUGGCUGUGGGGAAAUGAGUCUUUCCAAAGUGUGCUUGCAGGCAUCAGGAUACUGUGAACCUGCACAUGGAGCUGACCAGUGUUAGCCAAACCAUGCCUGCCUCGGCACACUUCUGUUCUAGUGCUGUGCAAGCUGCUCACUGAGAGCAGUUCCUACCGAGACUGCUGGGAUAAAGCAGCACCUGACUUGAGUUCUCUGUGUUGAUGUACCCUAGCUAGAGAGAGGAGGAAUUUCACUAUAUUUGCACUUUGAAAGUGAUACUGCCUUGCAAGUAUACACACAAAAACUAGAGUUGUGUUCCAUAUCAGCCAAAUGAUGUACUGUUUACUAGAUCCACUACUUAAGGUUUCCAUGUUUUGCUUUAGCAGACUUAGCCUAUGUCUGGAAUCCCUGGCUAGUAACCUUAAUGUUGUAACAGAGUUUUAAAUUGGUGUCUUGAGUCAUUAUUAGCAAAAGUUUUACCAUUGAAGUGCCUACCUCGAGCAAACAUCACAUGGUUUGGCUGCCCGUCAAGGAGUUGAAGCAGAUGUACAUUUCUCGUUACUGUAAGUUAUUCAGCUUCGUUCUGUAAGCUUGCUUGGUAAAUCAAGCAUGGUGGCAAUUCAUAAUGAACUGUGUUCUUGAAUGUUCAGCUAUGUUUGAAUAGUGGAUUUAUUGGAGGACUGCAUGUAUAAGUUAGCUCUGCUGCUUAAUGUGGAAGCCAAAGAAGAGUAUCAGUAUCACCCCCCAUAGCGAUGUAUGUGACACCGCAAUUUACACGCUGCAAGCACUUUGCUGCUUCUGACACACAGACUGUUAACUAAGCUGCUUAAUUUAGAUUUCUUGGGUUUGUUACUGUUAACAGUGCAAACAGUUGCUUCAAAUGGUAAGGUGAUGAGAUGCAGGAUAAGAUCUCUAUGCAAAACGUACAAUCUGAUUGAAGCUGAGAACAGAUUGGCAAAUCCAGCGUUAGAUGCACUAUUCCGGCUUCUGGAACUAAUAUUAGUUUCUUCAGGUCCUGUAAUAAAAGUGUCCUAAUACAAAACACUUGAAGAGAUGUCAGCAAAAUAGAUGGAUUGUGAAGGAAUAUAUCAUGCUAGUUGAAAGCAAGAUGGAGGGAAACAAGGGAAGAACAUUCAUUUGGGAUACAGCGUCAAAAUGCAGGAGCCCUGCAUGCAGACCCUGAAUUUGCAUUGGUGUUUUGACCCCUACAUCUUGCUGCUUUCUUUUUGUGAGAACACUUGCUAUUUAAUCAUAUACAAAGAGAUGUUUUGCAUAUAUCGUAUCAUACAAUAGAAAGUGGGAAAAAAUCUGGGAUCAGCUUGUUUAAAAAGAAAUACAUAUGUGUCUUUAAAAAGAUAUCAUUGCACUUCAUAGCAUUAAUUCUUCAUGUAUAGAAACUGUUGAAAAGAGAAUGCUUUGUCAUAUUAAGAGCUGCUAUAUCAAAAUAAGUCUAACACCUCUUUGCAUAAUAGUUUGCCUUGUCAUCAAGCAGUAUUUUGACAGAAGAUUAUUAGUAUGGUUAGGGCUGUAAUGAUUCACAUGCAUAAACACACACAUUUCCUGAAGUGUGCUCUUGAAAAGUGACAAAAAGAUGAGAAACGGACUGGUCAAUUUGGGAACCUGACGAUUCUUACUGUUGGAAUCUUUGAUUUUUGAUAUGUUUAAGAAUCUAAAAGUGUCCUUUAACCAAAGUGAAGGUAGUUCUGUGUUGGAACUACUGUCAUCUAAGCAACAUUAGAUUGCUUCAUUAGAAUCAGCUAGAGAAGGGACAUUGGCCUUUCAAGUGUAAUACAAUCAGGGAUAUAUUUUUUCCCCAAUGACAAUGUAGUAUUUUUACCUUGGCAAGGUUUGGUGUGGUAUGUUCUGAGCAAGUGACUGCAAAGUGAGAUUGCUACUGUCAGACACUAUACUGUUUUUUCUAAAAGAUUUUGUUACUAUGCUUUUAUUCUUUUCUGUGAUACUAUGAGUUGGAAACAAGACAAUGGAGUGAAAAUAAAGGGACUUUCCUACUGUCAUGUGUUGUGCCAUGUAAGCUGGGCAGCAUUUUUGUCUGCUAUGUACAUUGCUGAUCUACGACACACUAAUGUUGGAAUCAAUUUUGUAAACGUUGCAUUCAGCUAACUUAUGUAUGUACAUUGAAUGAGAUCUAAGUCUGGCAAAUAAAGCACUGUUUAUUUUUAA
Molecule: messenger RNA, 6452 nt
Organism: Colius striatus (speckled mousebird)
Lineage: Eukaryota; Metazoa; Chordata; Aves; Coliiformes; Coliidae
Gene: ANO5
Product: anoctamin 5
Exons: 21
Coding region: 141-2984 (947 amino acids)
Biological process (GO): chloride transmembrane transport
Cellular component (GO): plasma membrane
Molecular function (GO): protein dimerization activity; chloride channel activity
Source: RefSeq, a predicted model, not a curated record